AUCCUGCUCCCGUCCCAGCGUCUCCAGGGUUCCCUCUCCCUGCCUCUGCGCCGCGCUCCGCUCUGUCUCUAGCGAUCCCUCCCUCCCUCCCUCCUUCCUCCAUGGCGUCGCUCCUGUGCUGUGGGCCUAAGCUGGCCGCCUGUGGCAUCGUCCUCAGCGCCUGGGGAGUGAUCAUGUUGAUAAUGCUCGGGAUAUUUUUCAAUGUCCAUUCUGCUGUGUUAAUUGAGGACGUCCCCUUCACGGAGAAAGAUUUUGAGAACGGCCCUCAGAACAUAUACGACCUGUACGAGCAAGUCAGCUACAACUGCUUCAUCGCCGCGGGCCUCUACCUCCUCCUCGGAGGCUUCUCCUUCUGCCAAGUUCGGCUCAACAAGCGCAAGGAAUACAUGGUGCGCUAGAGCGCAGUCCGACUCGCCCUCCCCACUCCCCUCCUCUAUUUAAAGACUCCUCAGACCGUCGUCCCACUCCUCUGGCGCCCUUGGGGACUGUUACCCUGACUGUCAUCCCUGGCUCUGCAAAACUGCUGCCCUGGAGGGGACCGGGGGUGACCGCGCCCUGUUCUGAACUACAAUAAAAAGAAGCGGUUCUCCUGA
Apodemus sylvaticus (European woodmouse) is the source of this 593-nucleotide messenger RNA. It is a transcript of the gene Rnasek, whose product is annotated as ribonuclease K. The transcript is spliced from 3 exons. Gene Ontology annotation, molecular function: RNA endonuclease activity. The record is from RefSeq and is a predicted model, not a curated record. The coding region runs from base 102 to 398 and encodes 98 amino acids. Lineage: Eukaryota; Metazoa; Chordata; Mammalia; Rodentia; Muridae.